AUGCAUCUUUCCACGAUGUGGUUCCGUCUGACCUGGAUUCUUUCUUCUUUUAUCUUGUGGAUCUGCUCUGUUCCAACUUUUGCCCUUCCAUCUACUCCAUAUCCAUCGUCCUACCACUUGGAAUCAAACGUUCGUACACUAUCACAGUCAUCCGACUCGUUAUACAACCACACCCUUCUUCAGAAGCGCUCUGACGACCCGUCAUACUCGGAAGCAAAUUAUAUUUGGGAGGAUGGCAGCAAUAGGAUUUUUCACGUUGCAAAUUCAGCGGACCAGUUCCAGGAUGCCGACAAGGCGUACGCCCAAUUGAAGCUUGGAAAUGAGCUGGGCUCGGGGGGUUAUGGAACUGUCUAUGAAGGCUCGCUUAAAUCUCGCAACGGCGACUCGGACCAGGAAGGCGCCGCGAAACAGUCAGCGGCCAAUGGACAAGUCGCAGUGAAUGGGGCAAUCCUGCAAAAGUCAAUCGAUAGUGAUAACGUCGCAGAGGUUUACGGAAUCUUCUGGCAGCCAUCUGAUAAAAAGUCCAUAAUUCUGAUGGAACAGCUCCAGUCAGACGUUGAUUCGACGCUCCAAGAGAUAGCCAAGGAUAUCACAAAGCGUCAAGGUGCUGAUUAUAAGGCUUAUACGUCGAAGAUGAUGGAAGGGGCUUUUCUUGGAUUACGGGACACUCAUGCCGCAGGCAUAGCUCAUCGUGACAUUAAGCCUGAAAAUAUCAUGUUCAGCGAUUGCAAUGGUGAAUAUAAGCUCAUUGAUUAUGACCAUGCAAUCAGGAACGAUGUGCUUCAAGCAGGCAAUCAAGGCACGGCAUUCGGAUCACCUUUAUACGAAGCGCCAGAGGUUGACACCGACGCAUAUAAUGGAUAUCAAGCAGAUGUAUAUUCCCUCGCUUGGAUGCAUUUUGAUAUUAUGAACCCUACCCUACGCUAUACACAACCAGACAGGCGGCAGGAUUUGAUGGCUUACACCCGUGGUGACCAAGCUAGCUCGAAACAGGACUUGAAAGGGAAAUUGAUUAAGGAGCUUAGAGCAUGUGGAGUUGAUUCGUCUGUUAAGUAUCCUACUGCAUUCAAAAUGACCGGUUUGAUUGCGCAGGCGCUCCAACCUGUCGAAAGGCGCAUAUCUAUGUUUGAAUAUUACAAGCAAUGGUGCAAGUUAACAGGAACAGCCGAAGGCAGUGCGGAUGAAUGGUCCAACGAUACCGAUGGAGCCAAAUGGGAUGACAGGGUUCAAUAA
Messenger RNA from Penicillium cosmopolitanum, 1233 nucleotides. RefSeq names its product protein kinase family protein. Gene Ontology annotation, biological process: protein phosphorylation. The record is from RefSeq and is a predicted model, not a curated record. The coding region runs from base 1 to 1233 and encodes 410 amino acids. Gene Ontology annotation, molecular function: ATP binding; protein serine/threonine kinase activity. The transcript has 2 exons. Lineage: Eukaryota; Fungi; Ascomycota; Eurotiomycetes; Eurotiales; Aspergillaceae. Gene Ontology annotation, cellular component: cytoplasm.